UUUGAAUCCAAACGUCGGAGUGCUGCUGCUCUAGCUUUCGUCGCUGCAAAUUCUUCUUCAGUUACUCCAACGGAAAAUCUGCUGGGAGAGAGAAAGAGGAAAUAAACCAGAGGGAGGAGCUAGACCGACGAAAGUGUCAAGCUGGACGAUCGCUUUCAAGCCAUUCCAAAUCCCAGCACUCCUCAACCUCCCUCUCCGUCGUCCCCAAUUCGCCGCCGCCAGUGUCUUCGUCGGCUCCACUACCACCCUCUGCCGCUCUUCCCGCCUCGCUUCCUCUCCUUUCGCUUCCAUGUCCACCUUCACUCUCCCCUCCAAAAAAGAGGCUGUCAAGACUGAAAAGGCGCCGGCCGCUCUUGGCCUUAUUCUCAAGCUAUCAAAGUCAACAACCUUGUGUUUGUCUCUGGGGUUUUGGGUCUCAUUCCAGAGGUAUCAUUUCAAUGUUAUCCUCACUUAUUGCUUGAAUUCUUCUCUUAUUCCUUACUUCCUGGAAAUGCUUGUAAUGAUAUUAUUAGUCCGUUACAUUUCCUCUGCUAGAAUGUUGAGGAUCAGACAGAGCAGGUUGGCUGACUUGGCCGACUUCAAGAAAGUGAAUGAGAUCUAUGCAAAAUAUUUCCCUGCUCCAUUCCCAGCUCGAUCAACGUAUCAGGUAGCAGCAUUGCCGUUGAAUGCCAGGAUUGAAAUCGAGUGCAUUGCUGAACUUCCUCAGAAGAUCGAAGCUCAACCUGUCUAGGUAAAACAAACCUGAAUGUAGUCUUGGAAACCGAGGUUAGUAAUAAGCAAGCAUGGGAAGGGAUCUCGAUAGAUGAAAAAUUGAUCAUUAGGCAUUUUCAGUUGUAACCCUCUUGAAUAUGUGUGUCCACAACUGUUGUCCAGUUUGUAAGUUGGUGGCAGUACUCUGCUCGCGAUAUCCUUCGUGUAGCAAUUCAAUAGAGAGGGUGACCUCCCUGUAAGAAUUUUAUGGUAAUGCACCCAGUGAGAGUUGAAUCUGUGAUGGAAAUAAGUAAUAACGCUUGGUAUCUGCGGCGUUCACGUUUUUGGUGUUUGAAAUGGG
Molecule: messenger RNA, 1051 nt
Organism: Linum tenue
Lineage: Eukaryota; Viridiplantae; Streptophyta; Magnoliopsida; Malpighiales; Linaceae
Source: the annotation of a GenBank genome assembly